Messenger RNA from Amorphotheca resinae ATCC 22711, 4254 nucleotides. RefSeq lists its product as hypothetical. The transcript has 2 exons. The record is from RefSeq and is a predicted model, not a curated record. The coding region runs from base 407 to 4060 and encodes 1217 amino acids. Gene Ontology annotation, molecular function: ATP binding; protein kinase activity. NCBI's taxonomy places the organism in Eukaryota, Fungi, Ascomycota, Leotiomycetes, Helotiales, Amorphothecaceae. Gene Ontology annotation, biological process: protein phosphorylation.
AUCCAUCCCAUCCAACAACCCCCAAGACGAACUACCUUACGCACCUCACUCCUCACUCCUCACUUCUCCCCUCCUCUCUAUCACAACCAACCACGCCCACGAAUCUCCAACCACCGAUUUCCAUCACCGCCAUCAUCUCCCAUUGCUUCCCUUCCACCUUCACCUUCACCUUCACCUUCACCUUCACCUUCACCUUUACCGUCCGUCACCGUCUAGCCGUCCGCCCCCCUCGUCUACCCGUCCACCGUCGACCCGUCCCAUCCAAUAUUGACCUGACCAGGAGAUCUUCCCGCCCGAUGUCCCCUCCUCGCUGACGGUUUGCAACUCGCCGUUCCGCCCGCCGCGAAACUGCUUCCGAAUCCCCUCGCGCCAAACAUGUCGAGACUCGCUGUGCCAUUCUUCAACCAUGGAUCUUGCCUUGAAGACGGCCGGCAGCACGCCAACUUCCAGCCCGGGUCUCUUCAGCCCGUCGGUAGCCCAGCGCCAACAGUCCCCCUUUCCCGAUGGCACACCCCAUUCUAGUCCCUACUUGCAUCCGUUGCAGAUGCACAAGGUUCGAGAGACGCACAAAGCACAGGUCGAGCAGGAUUUCAUCACGGGCCGCAAACUGAUAAAUCAAUACGAGAUCAUUGAUGAGAUUGGCCGUGGUGUGCAUGGGAAGGUAAAGUUAGCACGGAGUCUCGAGACUGGCGACUUUGUGGCCAUCAAAAUCAUACAGCGGUUCUCGAAGAAGCGCCGGCUUGGGAGGGUGACGGUUUCCCCCGAGGAUAAGACGAAGAGAGAGAUUGCCAUCCUCAAGAAGAUCCGGCAUCCCAAUGUGGUCGGUCUACUAGAGGUCAUUGAUGACCCAGAAUUGAAAAAGAUAUACAUGGUAUUGGAGCAUGUCGAGCUCGGAGAGAUAGUAUGGCGCAAGAAAGGCGUUCCACAGAUAUGUCUAUACGAGCGAAGAAGGGUCGAGAGAGAACAGAGAGGGGAGCCAGAUACAGGGGAGGACGAAAAGUUCUUCAAGAUGAUCGAGCGACGUCGGAAACGGAGGGAGGCACAGCGGGCCAAAGCCUCUACCCUCUCGCAAGGACAACCGGAUUAUUGGAGUCUCGAACAUGGUGACGAUGAAGAGCUCGAGGAAAACGAGGAUGACAAUGAGCACGAUGUUGACGACGAUGAUCAUGAUGCGGAGGGGCACCCCCUUUCACGGCAAACGACUGGUGGAUCUGGACAUAACCCACCUUGGUAUCAAUCGACGAUGCGACUCAACCCUGGCUCUCGAGUUCAGUCAAGGGCAACUUCCCGAGCCCCCUCCCGGGCCCCUUCAACGAAAUCUAGCUCCCGUCCCCAUACAUCUCUCUCAGGGCAGACGGAAGAGAGCGAUGAUGAAAAUGGCACGCCGGGCCCGCUGCCAUGUGCCUCGCCCAUGCACGGUUCGCUCAGUGCUCUUGAUGGAACGUACUACGGGUCCUACCCUGAUGAUCCUCAGUUCGGGGGUCGUUCUCCCAGCACGGCGGAUAGCAUCAUCUCUCACAUGUCCUCCGUUGAUGCCAUGCAACAUGACGCGUUCGAGGAUGAUUAUUCCUACGUUCCUUGCUUCACGAUCGACCAAGCUCGGUCUGCUUUCCGAGACACCGUGCUAGGACUAGAGUACCUUCACUAUGAAGGGAUCGUCCAUCGAGACAUCAAACCGGCGAACUUAUUGUGGACCAAGGAUCACCGGGUCAAGAUUUCCGACUUUGGCGUGUCUUACUUCGGCCGGCCGAUCCGAGAAGGCGAAACCGAGGAGAACAUCUCGGAAGCGGACGCUACUGACUUCGAUGACGAUCUGGAGCUUGCGAAGACUGUGGGGACCCCAGCCUUCUUUGCCCCCGAACUGUGCUACACGGACUUGGAUGCCGAGCAGCCAAAGGUCACCGAGCAGAUUGAUGUCUGGUCAUUGGGAAUUACCCUUUACUGUCUCAUAUUCGCUCGAAUCCCUUUCCUGGCCGAUGAUGAGUACCAACUCUUCCGUGCCAUUGCCAAGGACGAUGUGUACAUUCCAAGAAGACGCUUGAAGGCUGUUGACCCCUUGUGCCCGCCUCUAUCGUCAAACCAGACUGCACGAUGCGGUCCAUCGACUGGGCCUUACCGAGAAGAAGGGGAACUCGCCUUCGAAGAGAUCGAUGAUGAAUUAUACGAUCUGCUUAGCAGGAUGCUGAUAAAAGAUCCUGCCGCGAGGAUGAAAUUGAGGGAGGUCAAACGCCAUCCCUGGGUUAUUAAAGGUAUCGACAACAUUGUUGGUUGGAUUGAUGAUACAGAUCCGUCAAGGAAGACUGCAGGUAGGAGAAUCGAGGUUGAUAGAGCCGAGCUGGAUCACGCCGUUAUCCCUAUUUCGAUCAUCGAACGAGCUCGUUCGGCUAUGAAGAAGGCCGUCGGAAAGGUCUUGUCAGUCACCAGGAGUGACACGAGGAGCGAAGGUCGGAGACGGGCUACAAGCAACACGGCAAGCUCGGUGGAUACUCAUCACCAAAUGCACUCGCCCGUGACACCCAUCGCCAGAGAUGGCCGGGGGGUGAGUGUUCGUGGUGAUGAAUCCCCGUACGCCUCAGUGGUCGGCGGCCUCCUCGAACAUCGUGAAGCGACCGAGCAUCCCCUCUCCCACAGCUUGACAGCUAGUCCCGACCUUCCAACUGAUGACGGGAGUCCAUUCUCGCUUGACUCUGUUCAGCAGUCUUCGCCGGUAGGAGCUACCCCCAAGCGUUUCCGAUCCGGUACAACGGGAGAUUCUGAUAGAAGGCCAGAUCCGCCGGAGCGUAAUGUUUCGACGGCGGCGUCAGGUCAGACGGUCGUUCGUAGAGGGCAUACCCAUUCCCGGUCCGUAACGAGUGCGCCAACGGGCCUAGUGCUGGAGGAAGAGCCAAGCAAUCCGGGUUCCGUCACUGCUGGUCCAUUCACAGACCAUCAUGGUAAGCUAUUCGGAGGACGCCUGUGGGACAACAGAGGCCGAGAUUUCAUGGCCGAUGUCGAGGAGCAUGUCUCUGCUCGGUCGAAAUCGGUUGAUCGUGGCAUCUUUGGCCUGGAGAAUAAACAUGCGGAACCAAGUGUUGCAACCACUAUUACAGUUGCACCUGGGCAUUUCGAGCAUCCAGCUAUUCUGCACCAGCCACGCCCGUCCCACUCUCCCGAGGUUAGCCGCGCCAAUAUCAUUUCUGAUAAGCCACUACCCUCUCCCUUGUUCUUCCAACCGCAUGCCAUUCGCCAAUAUCAGACAUCUCAACCCUCAACGCCAAACCCGGGUGGUGCCGCCUCGCACCUAGAUGAGCGCCCUACGACUGCAAACCGUACUCCUGAGGGCAAGACACCGGCACCCCGAGUCUAUGGGGCUAGUACGCCUGAAUCUUUCGAACAUGCCCAAGAAGUGCUGGACCGACGAAGAAAGAUGGAAGCUGACGCAGAUCAGAAGCGAAAGGAGCAGGCCAGUACGGCGUUGCAGGAGCCUGCCACACAUUGUCCUCGUUCCCCAGACGAUGAUAUCUUCAUCGAGAAGCAAGAAGCCAAGCGUGCGGAAUCAUCUAGCUCUGUCAACUCAAAUAGCGUGGUCACCUCGCCCUCAGAUCACGCCUCGCCCCUCUCAUCGGUUACUCUAGGCUCUCGGGAAAAGGUCUUCCCAUCUGUCCCAUCGCUACCGGCUCUUGUUUCGAGUGGCUCAUCUAUCUGCGCUGACCCAGAAGGGGAUUUCCUCCAGCACCCAGGUGUUGUCCCACGACCUCAGCAGGCGCUGAGCAUCGAGAGUACACCAGAAACGCUUACACCACCCUCGCUUUCGAAGCAAACUUCGAAUGACGUUAGAACACCCAGGGAUAUAAAUGAUGCUCUCGCCGUUGACGUUGAUGAAGAAGGGUAUAAUGGGGAUGGAGAUAGCACCUUCACGAUUGAUGAUGAUAUUGAUGAUGAUGACUCGGAUAGUGAUGAAGGGCUUACGAUGACCAGGAGAAAGCCACGCGUAAGCCUCCAGUCGUCGAUGGUUCGCCGUGGCACAAAUGGGUCGGCAGGAAGUACAGAGACCGCCAAGAAGGUGGUCAUGGAUGGCUAAGGGUUUUUGGGUCGGGUUCAAAAGAUCAUUUGGCGGUUGAUUCCCCCUACUGGUCCGGGAAGAUGCACAGAUGAAUUGUGGCAUAAGAAAUGUGAAGGGAGAUUACAUAUGUGGCGUGGUUCUUCAUUGCAGCAUGGCGCCAAGGAACAAAUUUCACCGGAGUAUUGAGCAGGCAAAUGGUCAGGAUACCUGAG